CUCUUGAAUUCCAUCAGCCCAACCCAUGUUCAGAAAUGUACACGACGUCGUCGUCUGGCAGUUCAACAAGUUGAAAAUCUCUUCCUCUUUUGCUUUUUGUAAAGAUCGGACAGAAACACGACAACUUCUGAACUACAACUUCUACAAGAAGAUGAUGAAAGGGUACGCAUGGGCUGUUUCGGCUGGAUUCAAUGCUGCUCUUACUGCCAUUGCCGCCAAGCACUUUUCUUCCCAGCUUGUUAGGUAUGGCCUGGUCAUAGUACUGAAUGCUUUAAUGUGGGGGUGUUAUGUAAAUAGCCUAAAAGCUCUAUCAUCUCUCCAAGCUACCGUUACAAACUUUGCAAUGAACUUUCUCUCUUCUGGAUUGGCUGGAUUCUUCCUCUUCAAAGAGGUGCUGCCGUUUCAGGUAAUUAAGAUGAUUUUCAGAGGUCAAGACACCUGCACACUUCGACUUAUUAUGAUAGCAAAAUUUUCCCCAAAUCCAGCCUUAUCCAUGGCUACAUGCCAUAGUUUUACGUAGUUGCUGCCAUUGCAGCACUUCCUUUGUCCUUCUUAGACAGUGAAGUGAUGGACUCAAAGUAGUAGUUUAGUUGAGUUUUGACUCGUAUCUCAUCUUUUUGUGCCAAUGGCUGAACUUAGUAGUGUUUUACAUGUUCAUCCUAGUCUUUUUGUUUGUUGAGGAAAUAAGAUAGGAUGGAUGAUAGAGAGGUAGAGCUAUCACACCAUGUCUUGGUUCCUAAUUUCGAUUCAUCUAGCAGUGUUCAAGCAUCAAUCUCUGUGGAUUCAUUUCUUGAUGAGUUGUUAAGAAAUGGCCAAACAUGUACUCACACCCAUACUUGCAACCCUCCUGGCCCUGAUGCUGCACAUACUCACACAUGUUACCAUACUCAUACCCAAGUCAUUCCAUCUGAGAAAGUGGACAAUCCUAGUGAGAAAGUAGAUGGUCCUUGUGAUAGUAGAAAGUCAACAUCAAAGACUAGGAGGUCUUCUGGAAAUAGAGAAGCUGUUAGGAAAUAUAGGGAGAAGAAAAAGGCACAUACAGCUUACUUGGAAGAGGAAGCUAAGAAACUGAGACUGGUAAACCAACAGUUGAUUAGGAAAGUGCAGAGGCAAGCUAUUCUUGAAGCAGAAAUCUCGAGGCUUAGAAGCCUUUUGCUCGAUGUUAGAGGGAAGAUUGAUACUGAAUUGGGUGCUUAUCCCUUACAAAAGCAGUGUACUGCAAGCACUAAAGUUAAAGAAGGGGAGUCAGGGAUGCAAUAUUCUGGUCUGGCAAUGGAGCUUCAGUGUGAGAAUGAUUUAACUUGCUUCCAUCCUCACGGGGAUUCAUCCAUAGAGGAUGGUGGUUUUGGUGGAUGUGAUAAAAUGGGAGCUUCAUCUUGGGAAGGAAACUGCCAGUCUGCAACUGUUGCUUGUAAAGCUAAUGGACCUGCAGAAAGAAGUGGUAUGGACUCCGUGGAAACAAGGCUUUCAUCUGCAUCUCAAGCAGAGUAAUCAAGAGCCAAGGCAAGAUAUCAAUUAUGACCUUCCCGAUCGUCAAGUCUUAUAGAACUUCUGCUUUAGUUAAAUUUAUGAUAGAACUAUGCUAGGUUGGCUGGGGUAAUACACAUCUGAAGUACUGAACAUUCCAAGAAUAUAGUCAUAAAUCAGGUUAACACUUUGUUCUAUAGAGAAGUAUGAACCUGUAGAUAUUUUUGUACUCAAAAGGGGAAAAAAUGACCUCUAUAGGAUAUGGUAUCCUCCAUGUAUGAGAGCACUGAUUGAUGUACAUAAAUCUCUAUUUCACUAGUGCGGUUUUCAACAUUUUGGUGGUUGUAUAAUAGCACCCCUGAGUAGCUCUCUAUGUGGUGGGAUUUCCGGUACACUACCAGAAUACUUAAUGGAUGUUAUCUUUUCUCUACGUUGGUGUAAUUGUGAUUUGAUUGUAUUAUGCAAAGAUUCUUUGAUUAGGAAUUUAGGUACCAAUUGAAGUAGAAGCUCUUUUUCUU
This is a messenger RNA of Coffea arabica (coffee), 1985 nucleotides long. NCBI's taxonomy places the organism in Eukaryota, Viridiplantae, Streptophyta, Magnoliopsida, Gentianales, Rubiaceae. The record is from RefSeq and is a predicted model, not a curated record.